AUGACGGGUAAGGAUUGGAAGCAGCAAAAACUGCCCGGAGACAACGAGUCGGACUCCGGUUACCCCCAAAAGCCGCAGAAAUAUGAGCAGGCUAAGUACGAAGCGGCGAAGUAUGAAGCAACGAAGUACGAGCCCAGCAAGUACGAGGCGGCAAAGUACGAAGCAACGAAGUACGAGCCCAGCAAGUACGAGGCGGCGAAGUAUGAAGCAACAAAGUGUGAGCCCAUGGAGCCUUCUUACGCGCAGGGGAAUGGCAAGAGUGCAGCCGCGUACGAAUACGCCCAGCCUGCUGACUACCAGAUGCCAGCGCCCCAGGAGCCCGAGGUACGCCACGACGCCCAGGGGCCUUCCCGAGGCUCGCAGAUGGCGAUGCAGCGAGCUCGGGAGCGCUUCACAUCUUCCCACAUGCCCGCGAUGCAUGCACCUGGAGAAAUGCCCGUGAGGAGACUCCAGCUCUCGGAAGUAGACGAGCACCGCAGGAGCCAGUCCCCCUCGAAGAAGGCUGGCUACUGCGUCGACGAGCUCUGCAGCUGCGGAAUGCACAAGUGCACGCCGUCCAGGACCCCCCUACCCUUCGAGGGAAAUACACACUAUCGCGAAGAAUUCGUGGCCAAGCCUCUGCCCCCGCAAAUGCGCCCGGGCGAAGUGCAUGUGCCGCCGAGUCUCCCGUUCGAAGCCGAAAGCAGCUACCGCACAGAGUACGGCCCCAAGCCCCUGCCCACUCCCCUGCAACCUGCGGAGGUCAAGCUGCCGCCCAGCCUGCCCUUCGAGGGUCAGUCUGCGUACAGAGCUGACUACGGUCCGAAGCCCCUUCCUCCCCAGAUGCGUCCUGGCGAGGUCAAGCUCCCGCCCACCUUGCCGUUUGAGGCGGAGUCCUCUUACAGAACUGAGUACGGCCCCAAGCCUCUCCCUGCGCCGAUCCGACCUGCUGAAGUGAAGAUGCCUCCCACCCUGCCGUUCGAAGGCAACACGCAGUACCGCGAGGAGUUUGUCCCGAAGCCGCUGCCCCCCACUAUGAAGCCCGCAGAGGUUAAGCUGCCCCCGAGCCUGCCGUUCGAUGCGAAUUCGAUGUAUCGUUCUCAGUACGUGCCGAAGGAGAAUCCGGUCUGCCAGCUGACGCGCCUUCCUCAAUACCCUCAGGCCUCCUAUCCGUCGAAUCACGUCUUCUGGGACUCGGUUACCAAGCAGUGGUACUAG
Molecule: messenger RNA, 1197 nt
Organism: Besnoitia besnoiti
Lineage: Eukaryota; Apicomplexa; Conoidasida; Eucoccidiorida; Sarcocystidae
Product: microtubule associated protein SPM1
Exons: 3
Coding region: 1-1197 (398 amino acids)
Biological process (GO): microtubule anchoring
Cellular component (GO): cytoskeleton
Molecular function (GO): microtubule binding
Source: RefSeq, a predicted model, not a curated record